GGAGAUUGCGUUCAAUUCGUUAAACGGAAAAGCGAUUUAUAAUAAUGUGUUUCUCGAGAAUCGGAUCAAAGAGUUUAUCACAAUUUGCAAUGAAAUUGGACUCAAAUUGAUUUGUACUAAAUAUGAUACCAUUGGAAGCGUUGGCCUAUUGUUUAGACAAAUGGUGAAUGAGUCGGAAAUACCCGAUAAAAGUAAUGUCAUAAGAAUUACUACAGAUUACGAGCAAUGGUUUGGAGUAUUGCAGCAAAAGUUGAUUACCGCAAAGGAUGCGGACAAUCAAACCAAUAACGUAUGGCUUAUGGCCGACGACUUGGGUAUUAAUGGAAUCGUAGGGUUAGUUAAUAGUAUGCGAUUAGAACCGGGAGGAGAAAACUUCAGAUAUAUAUUCAAUAUGGACUCCAAUACUGACACUAACAUUGACUUCACUACUAAACCCUAUUCUAAUAUAUUGGCCAAUGAUUUGGUCGCCAAUGUUAUCAAAGGGGGGAAACUUGGAAGUUAUAGACACAUAAAACUACCCAAAGACAGUGAUAAAGUUCUUUCCAACGAGUAUUUCCUAAAUUUGGGUCAAACCCGAGAUCUCGCAGGUCUUCAAUGGUAUGAUUUGAGAUCUCUUUCACCAAAACGCGAAUCAUAUGAUUUCAAUGGACAGAAAGUGACCAAAAAUAAAAUAAACAUUUAUAGCACUGGAUUGUCGUUCCACGACGUUAUGUUGGCCACAGGUCGCAUCCCAUCGGGUCCUGAGGUUGUAUUCAUGGACUGUACAAUUGGUGGUGAAUUCGCCGGUCGUUUGGCCGAAACGGGUGAACGGGUUAUGGGUAUGGAAUCGGGCCGUUGUUUCGCGACUUCGGUAUACGCGGCGACUCAUACUUACGCUAAAAUCCCUGACCACUGGUCUAUGAACGAUGCCGUCUCUAUAUUAAGUACUUAUAGUACAGCUUAUUAUGGAUUGAUUAAAGCCGGAAGACUUAGGAAAGGUGAAAGCAUUUUGAUACACUCGGCGGCCGGAGGUGUGGGGCAGUCGGCAAUCAAUAUUUGCAAACACUAUGAAUGCGAUAUAUAUGUGACGGUCGGUAACGACGAGAAGAAACAGUUUUUGAUGAGUGAAUACAAUAUACCGGAGAAUAAGAUAUUCAACUCAAGAGAUAUACUCUUCAAGAAUCAGAUAAUGGAAGCGACGGAAGGAAAGGGAGUCGACGUUGUGUUGAAUUCAUUGGCCGGAGAGAAACUGGACGCCAGCUAUAGUUGUGUGGCCAACCAUGGUCGGUUUGUGGAGAUGGGCAGAUUCGACAUGGUCCAGAAUAAGAAGCUGGGCAUGUUUGAUUUUGUGCGCAACAUUGACUUCAUUAGCGUAGUGUUAGAUCUCGUUAUGUUUGAUUGUCACGACUUUUUGCCCGAGUUUUACGAUUGGGUUCACAAGAACUGCACCAAUGGUUGUGUGAAACCAAUCAAUCAAAAUGUGUUUCCGGCGGCCGAAGCGGAAAAGGCUUUCCGUUAUAUGACAACCGGUAAACACACGGGAAAGAUAGUCAUCAAAACCAGAGACGAGGAGACAAAUAGAGGGCCUUUGAAAGCAGUAAAACCUAUGCCCGAAAUGUUGGUCAGCGCUAAGACUUACUUCAAUCCAAACAAAGUCUAUAUAAUAACCGGAGGUUUGGGUGGUUUUGGUCUAGAAUUGAUUCCAUGGAUGCAAUACUAUGGCGCCCGAAAAUUUGUGGUCACUUCCCGUUCUGGCCUUAAGACUGAUUAUCAGAAAUUCAUUUACAAUCGCAUUCAUAGCGUAUAUCAAGAAAUCAAGUUCUUUGAGAGCGAAUGGUUUGUCUCGACUGCCAAUGGAUUCACAAUUGAAGGCACAAAACAACUCAUUAGCGAAGCCUUAAAGUUGGGACCCAUUGGAGGGGUAUUUCAUUNAUGGUUUGUCUCGACUGCCAAUGGAUUCACAAUUGAAGGCACAAAACAACUCAUUAGCGAAGCCUUAAAGUUGGGACCCAUUGGAGGGGUAUUUCAUUUGGCGCUUGAAUUGAAUGAUUGUUUGAUAGAAAAGUUAACGUUUAAAACGUUUUGCUCAUCUAUUGAUACAAAACACAAGAUCUUUACAAAUCUUGAUCAACUGACCCGACAAUUGGAUUAUAAGUUGGAUUAUUUUGUUGUGUUUUCAUCCCUCACUUGUGGAAAAGGAAACGGCGGUCAAUCAAACUAUUCAUUUGGUAACUCUAUUUGUGAGCGUAUAUGUGAAGAGAGACGUAGGGAUGGUCUGCACGGACUCGCCAUACAAUACGGACCCGUCGGUGAUGUGGGAGUGUUUGAAGGGACGGAUCAGUUGUUAAUGUUAUCAACACUGAGAAAACAGCGAAUCAACUCGUGUUGCGAUGUUUUGGACAAAUUAUUGUCAAUUAAACAACCGAUUGUCACUUCAUAUGUAAAAGUGGAUCAAACAAAGGAAGAAAGUAGUACUCGAGGCAAACGUAUGAUCAGAGAAUUGUGGCGAGCGCUGGGCAUCGACCCGGAGAUCACACCCAACCACUUGACUCUCGGCGAGAUUGGCAUCGAAUCCAUGUUUGCCGUUGAGUUGCAGCAGGAGUUGGAAAGGGACUGGAAUAUGAAGGUAUCGCUAAAUCAGGUAAAGACUAUAACCAUCGGUAUAUUGAAGGACUACGAGACGGGCGCAGUCGGGGAAAUCAAAAAGCACCUGGAUGAUAUCAAAAAGGCCAGAACCGCCAUCCUAAAGCUGAAUUUCAUUAUGCCUACCAAAACCCAUACACCGCUCAACACUGUGACAAAGGGUACGCCCAUAUACUUUAUGCCACCCAUUUUGGUGUCAUUCACAUCGAUGGAAGAGUUGGCCCAAAAGAUUAACCGCCCGGUAAUCGGUCUGAAUUGGACCCGUGAGGUGAGCGCACUGACCACUAUGAAAGAGGUGACCGCUUAUUACGUGAAGCUACUGAAAACGCUUGAACCGAAACAACGCUUGUGUGAUGUGUUGGGCUAUUUUGACGGCGCCAUCAUUUGCUCCAAGUACCUGCUGAAGGGAAUGGUGUCGCGUGCGGUGAUCGUCGACGUGAUCAACGACUCCCACUUCCGGGACGAGUAUAUGACCGACGAGUAUAUACUCGAGUUUUUGACGGCGCCAUCAUUUGCUCCAAGUCUGGUGGCCACUGAUAUGGAGGAUAUCUUUCAAGUGGUGAUAAACAGAAUUCAUAUGCUUUCCAAAUACCGAAUGGAAAAGAAGAAGAAGUUGUCCAACAAAUUGAAGACAACGAUCGGCAAGAAGUGGUCCACAAAUACGGGUAAACUCGUCGUUAUUAAGCCGUUUAAGUUUGAAUUGUGCGAAGACUUCGACGAGACUAUGGAGAGAGCACGCGACACCUAUUUCUUACCUGGGUCAAAU
Molecule: messenger RNA, 3388 nt
Organism: Medioppia subpectinata
Lineage: Eukaryota; Metazoa; Arthropoda; Arachnida; Sarcoptiformes; Oppiidae
Source: the annotation of a GenBank genome assembly